AUGAGCGGCAGUAUUCGAGAAAUCGGGUUCAUUCUAAACGACAUCAAAACUACCGACAUCUUCCAGAGAUAUUCAAUCUAUUUGAAAAUUGAAAAUUACGAACCUAUCAAAAUUGGCGACUUCGGCAAAACUGGUAAGUUUUUGAAGUCAAUUGAAAUUGGUUUUAUUCUAAUUUUAAGUAUAAAACGUGUUCAGAUCUUCCAAAAGGCCAAACAUUUCCGGUGCUCCUCGGCGAAAAAUGGUUCGAUCGAUCGGAAAUCGAGUUGGAAGUGCGCAAAAACGGCGAGAAAUACAGCGCAAUUGUAGGAUUCAAUUGUCGAGAUGUAAGCGCGAAUUCAAAAUGUUUUUUGUUCAAAACGAUGUUCAGAGCAAUGCGGGAUUGUACGGAACGCUGGAUCUGUUCAACGAGCGAAACCGCGAGGAGACGUUGGAAAUCACGUGCACGAUUGUGAUCGAACGGCCCGAACGACGAGAGAGUGUGCGGGCGAGGGAGACGCAGACGGUCCCGGUCAGAAGGACCGAGGCCGCAGUUCAGGUUGGUCUUUGGUUUUUGAGGCCUGAACUGAUUGGACUUGGAUUGAAGUGUUUUGGUGUCCAAGUUUCAGACCCGAGGCCGAAAAAGCCGGGCCUGAAAAUGUGAUAUUUUCCAACUUUCCAGACUCAAAACGCCCCGGAAACCACGAAAACCGAUGCGUCCACUUGCACAUCGGGCAGAUCGAUGAGUGUGGAGCAAAUCGAGCCGAUCAUCGCUUCCUCGAUCGCCAGACACCUUCAAGAGCACCGCCGCGAAGCGAAACGUUCGAAGGAUCCACCGAAAGAGAGCCAAGAGCCGGCGGAUCCGAAGCCUAGCGAUGAGCCCGAUGAUACCGUCCAUAUUGGACCCGAUGAUGCCCAAUUGAACUCGUUUAAUCUGGUCCCGCGGCUCACAAGACUGAGAGAAUUGGACGCGCAAAUUGCGGAAAAGUCUCGAAUUUUGCGAGAAUUGGAUGUGGAAUUGGAAGUCAAACGGAAGUUGAAUCAAGUGAAAAUGAAGAGGGAAGAGAUUGAAAAGGAGAAGAAGAAAGUGAAAGAGCCUUCUGAAUCGUCAACGUCUUCGAGGUCUUCCUCUUCGUCGUCGACGUCGUCAACGUCGUCAAGUUCCGAAUCUUCUUCUUCUUCCACAGAGCCAUCAAGUUCAGCGAUUUCCACGACGACAUCUUCGAAAUCUUCUUCGAUAUCAUCGAAAAAACCGCCGGCUCCACCGAGAAAUCCCGUAAAACCGGCUCGAAAACCAGACGAAACUGACGAAAGGUACAAGCGCGCUCUAUCGCACUGAUUUCCCUCUUUUUCAGCACAAUCGAAGACCCGUUUUCGGCGCACAAAAGCCCGGAGCCCGAGGAGCCGCAGCCGGCGAUUUCGCCGACAACCGCCUAUCUCGAAUCGAUGAAACAACGUCUGCUCGCUCAAUAUCAAGAGAAAUUCGAUCAAUAA
Messenger RNA from Caenorhabditis sp. 36 PRJEB53466, 1470 nucleotides. NCBI's taxonomy places the organism in Eukaryota, Metazoa, Nematoda, Chromadorea, Rhabditida, Rhabditidae. The record is from the annotation of a GenBank genome assembly.